This is a messenger RNA of Galeopterus variegatus (Sunda flying lemur), 847 nucleotides long. RefSeq names its product epididymal sperm binding protein 1 (gene ELSPBP1). The record is from RefSeq and is a predicted model, not a curated record. NCBI's taxonomy places the organism in Eukaryota, Metazoa, Chordata, Mammalia, Dermoptera, Cynocephalidae. Bases 1 to 675 code for a protein of 224 amino acids. Gene Ontology annotation, molecular function: heparin binding. Gene Ontology annotation, cellular component: cell surface. The transcript is spliced from 6 exons.
AUGAACCCAUGGUCUAGUUACCUGCUGGGAGGGAUGACCUUCCUCCUCUGUUCCUGCGAGACAAGUGGAGGUGAGAAAGAGGCAACAUGUGUUUUUCCCUUCACCUACAAGGGAGAUGUUCACUUCACUUGCACCAAAGUCAAUAGCUUCUACCCCUGGUGUGCAACCAGAGCAGUUUAUGACGGCAGAUGGAAGUACUGCAUGACAGAAGAUUAUCCACGAUGUGUCUUCCCCUUCAUCUAUCGAGGAAAGUCCUAUGAAAGUUGCAUCACGGAUGGUGGCAUCUUAGGAAAGCUGUGGUGCUCAGUCACCUCCAGCUUUGAUGAGAAGCAGCAGUGGAAAUACUGUGAAAUGAAUGAGUAUGGAGGAAAUUCUUUAAGCAAGCCCUGCAUCUUCCCUUCCACCUACAGAAAUAAUGUGGUCUUUGAAUGCCUUGAGGAUGAAAGUAACAAGCUCUGGUGCCCAACCACAGAGAACAUGGAUAAGGAUGGAAAGUGGAGCUUCUGUGCUGACACCAGGAUUUCCACAUUGGCUCCUGGCUUUCCCUGCCACUUUCCAUUCAACUAUAAAAACAAGAAUUAUUUUAACUGCACUAGCAAAGGAUCAAAAGACAACCUUCUAUGGUGUGCAACUUCUUACAACUAUGACAAGGACCACACCUGGGUGUAUUGCUGAUAUUAAGGAGAGGACAAACAUCUUCAGAGGAAGACUACCAUACUGAGGCUGGAACCUGCUUCACCUUUUUUUAAAUCAUGUCUUUCAAGCUUAGAUCACCUUUAGAAAUACCUUCUCCACCCUUGCUUAAUCUCUCAGCCCUUUGUGAAGAACAAAGAGAAUACGUGGCAUA